UGAUCCAUGAUACAAGAGCAGCAGACACCGCACCACAAGCGUAGGCAAGGAAAUAUCCAAUGCCACGUGUCACACUCACCUUUUAAAAGUCGACCUGGAUGCCACCGGACAGACAAGUAAGCAAGAAGCAUACCAACGCGCCGAGAGCAUAUCAAGCACGGCAAACCAGUAUGCCCUCCACAGUUAGCGCCGCCCUCCGCGCCAUCGCACCCAGCCUCCGCUCCCGGUCUAUUACAACUUCAUCUAUCCUAUCCUCUCCCAGCAGCAAGAAUGCCCAAACCGCCAACACAACGAUCGACUCCGCAAACCGUGGUAGUAGCUCGAUUCCCAGGGCCAGCGUCAAGCCCAAGGUCUACAACUCGAACAUCUGGGGCUCUGGCUCCGAUCCUGGCAGUCAGCUCACAAAGGACCAGAAGGAGGAGGUGGACGAACAUAACCGCUACUUUGCCAAGAACCAGAGCUCAGGAAACAAAGAGAAAGUGGACGACAACUUCUGGAAGGAGCACUCCAAAGACUGAAGCUGAGCAUACCAUGGCUGUGAGGAGAGUGAAGGCAAUUCUCGCCGACGACGUACACUCGUUCUCUACUGCCCCCAGUACGACGUCACUCUCAGAGGCCGUUCGCGAUGACCCCGAGGUCAAAUGACUGAGAGGCCCUGCGAUUCGAGUGGUGGCUUGUCUUAGGGACCAGGCUGCCGCACCUUUUCCCACAGAGCAGACCACAAGGCCUUUGCUUACAGCAUCCGAUCUAGCGCACAUUGAUCGAUGACUCGCCAUCAUGUCGGCAAUGUUUCAUGGCGGCACGAUGCUGGCGAGCCGGGUGGUCGAGCCUCCGCCUCCUGUGCGACCGGCCGUCUCGGUCGUAUUCCGUUGCAUGCAAAGCCG
Molecule: messenger RNA, 884 nt
Organism: Purpureocillium takamizusanense
Lineage: Eukaryota; Fungi; Ascomycota; Sordariomycetes; Hypocreales; Ophiocordycipitaceae
Exons: 1
Coding region: 99-518 (139 amino acids)
Source: RefSeq, a predicted model, not a curated record